Eubalaena glacialis (North Atlantic right whale) is the source of this 1716-nucleotide messenger RNA. It is a transcript of the gene ABTB1, whose product is annotated as ankyrin repeat and BTB domain containing 1. The transcript is spliced from 12 exons. Gene Ontology annotation, molecular function: protein binding. Gene Ontology annotation, cellular component: cytoplasm; ubiquitin ligase complex. Lineage: Eukaryota; Metazoa; Chordata; Mammalia; Artiodactyla; Balaenidae. Bases 99 to 1628 code for a protein of 509 amino acids. The record is from RefSeq and is a predicted model, not a curated record.
CGCUGCGGAGCGGGCGGGGCGCGGCGCGGCGUGUUUAUAUCCGGCGGGGCUUCGCCGCUGCCCGGGGUCGCCGGGCCGGGGUCGGGGACGUCCGCGCCAUGGAUACCUGCGAUCUGUUCUCCAGCUGCAGGAAGGGGGACGUGGGCCGAGUGCGGUACCUGCUGGAACAGCGAGACGUGGAGGUGAAUGUGCGGGACAAGUGGGACAGCACCCCCUUGUACUACGCCUGCCUUUGUGGACAUGAAGAGUUGGUGCUCUACUUGCUAGCCAAUGCCCUGCUGUCCCCAGGAGCCCGCUGCGAGGCCAACACCUUCGAUGGGGAGCGCUGUCUCUACGGGGCACAGAGUGAUGCCAUCCGCCGGGCCCUGCGUGACUACAAGCAGGUGACGGCCUCCUACCGGCGGCGGGACUGUUACUGUGGCUUCCUGCUGCGCCUCCUGGAGCAGGGCAUCCACAGCGACGUGGUCUUCUUGGUGCACGGCAAGUCCUUCCGGGCACAUCGCUGCAUCCUGGGUGCUCGCAGCACCUACUUCGCACACAUGCUCGACACCAAAUGGAAGGGCAAGAGUGUCGUGGUCCUCAGGCACCCUCUGAUCAACCCCGUGGCCUUUGGGGCCCUUCUGCAGUACCUGUACACAGCACUGCACCCAUACCCAGGCUGCCUGGACGUCGGUGUGGAGCAUGUCAGCGACUGUGAGCGUCUGGCCAAGCAGUGCCAGCUGUGGGACCUGCUCGGCGACCUGGAGGCCAAGUGUGAGUUGGCUUCCAAGCCAGGCACGUGUGUGAAGGUGCUGACCAUCGAGCCUCCCCAGGCAGACCCCCGGUUGCGGGAGGACCUGGCCCUGCUGGCCGACUGUGCCCUGCCCCCCGAGCUCCGGGGUGAUCUUGGGGAGCUGCCCUUCCCUUGCGACGGCUUCAGCAGCUGUCCUGAUGUCUGCUUCCGAGUGGACGGUUACAGCUUCCUCUGUCACAAGGCCUUCUUCUGUGGCCGCAGUGAUUACUUCCGGGCCCUGCUGGAUGACCACUUCCGAGAGAACGAGGAGCUGGAGGCCUCAGGCGGCCUCCUGGCCAUCACCCUGCACGACAUCUCACCCGACAUCUUCACCCACGUGCUGUACUACAUCUAUGGUGACCACACCGAGCUGCCCCCCGAGUUGGCCUAUGAUGUGCUGCGUGUGGCCGACAUGUACCUGUUGCCAGGCCUGAAGCAGCUGUGUGGCCGUGGCCUGGCCCAGCUGCUGGACGAGGACAGCGUGGUGGGCGUGUGGCGCGUGGCCAAGCUGUUUGGCCUGGCGCGCCUGGAGGACCAGUGCACGAAGUACAUGGCCAAGGUCCUCGAGAAGCACGGUGCAGACGUGCAGCGCCAUGGAGCAGGCAGAGCGGCGGCUGCGGGUGCUGGAGGACCUGCUCGUGUCCAUCGGCCUGGACUGCUGACGGCUGCACGCGCGGUGGCUUGUGAGCCUGGGGCAUCACCGUGCCGGCAGGGGCUCGGCGGGGCUCCCCUCCCCUUCGUGCCUGGGGACCCCGGGGAGGGUCACCUUGGGAUGAGGCCUCUCCCGCAGCACAAACCAGCCCCAAGGCCCUGGGGCUGGGCACCACUCAGGGAAACCUGGCGGGCGGUCUCUUAGGGCCUCCCUCCCCCAUCCCACCUGCUCCUGGCCCCUCCUCGCAUGUUUUCCUGGGCCGAGCGGGGCAAUAAAGCUUGAAUUCACCGUG